Messenger RNA from Mercenaria mercenaria, 5293 nucleotides. RefSeq lists its product as uncharacterized. NCBI's taxonomy places the organism in Eukaryota, Metazoa, Mollusca, Bivalvia, Venerida, Veneridae. Bases 1 to 4437 code for a protein of 1478 amino acids. The transcript has 23 exons. The record is from RefSeq and is a predicted model, not a curated record.
AUGUCAAAUAAUAGACCUGACCUCAAGAGAGAAGGUACUUUGCCAAGUCCAGAGGAAGGAGAAGUUAACAGAACAGCGUGCUUAAAGUUUCUAAAUCCAUGCUAUAAACAACUACCAAUUCAAAUAAAGAACUGCGGAACCUUUUUUGUUUAUCACCUAACACCAGGGCCGGACGAUUCAGGAUUUUGCUUUGGGAUUGAAAAACCAGAACCUCCGCGAACUCCAGGAGAACAUACGGAAAACGUUCCGAACGCCACUUUAACGAUCCAGCGAAGCAGCAUAACGUCUAACAGUUUCAUCGCUGCAAUUAACGUCACUUCGGGUGAUGACAUCCUUAAUGUCUCAGCUGAAUUAGUUCUCGCAAAUGGAUCUGUGCUUCAAUCUGCUAAAGUUACCCAGCCUUCACUAGAUUACAAAUGGGAAAAUCUCAGCCCUUCGACUAAUUACACAGUCCGGCUAUAUACCUUCAUCAAUGGAGAAAAGAGUGUCCUUGCAACAUCAUGGGCCGUCACGGGACCUCCAGGAGAACGCGUUGAGAAAAUAUAUAACGCCACACUUACGAUUUCGCAAGGCUCCAUAACGCCGAGUAGUUUCAUCACUGCAAUCAACGUUAGUGCUGAUGGUGAAAUGCUUAAUGUCACAGCAGAAGUAGUUCUCUCCGAUGGCUCUGUGCUUCAAACAAUUGAAAUAAACAUGCCUUUAUUAGAGUAUAAAUGGGAAAAUCUCAACCCAUCAACUAAUUACACAGUUCGAUUAUAUACAUUCAGCAAUAGAAAAAAGAGGAUUCUUGCGACAUUGUGGACAGUUACGAAAGCAGCUUAUCGCCCAGCUUCGGCUAAUAUUAAUCUGUUGCGAGCAGACAUUACAAAUCAUAGCUUUACAAGCAUCAUAACAUACGACCAUGGCAGCGAAAAUUUGACAGGGGAAGGAACGCUCCUUCUGCAAGAUGGUAGGGUGAUUCGCUCAUUUUCUGUGGACAAACCGUCACUGAAGAAAACCUUUCAAGGUUUGAAUAUUGGCACUAAGUACAUUGUCGUGGUACAUACAUCUCAACAUGGACAACGCACUGAACUGGACCGACAAUGGGUUUUCACACAGCCAGGAAUAGAAGCUUAUCUACAGCCGGUGCCGACAGGAAACGCAAAAUUAAGCUCUACAGCCUUUCGUUGCAUGUUUCAUACUUCACCAGAAGUUGCGUACAGUGUUCGCUGGAUGGUACAGAGAGAUGAACGAAACUACACAAUAGUUAAGACUGGUGAAGAGAAACAUGAAAAUUACAGUCUGUCUUUAACAGAGGAGGAUCUUGUGAAAAAUCAUAUCUCCUUACCCUUCCACAUUUCGUGUGCUAUAGCUGGAAACCAAGAUACAACGCCGAAAACAAGUUUUUCUGUGUCGUCCAACAAUCUAUUUGCUGGUAUCACGAUACUGACACCACACGUGACUAUGCAUAGGGACGAAACUGCCGUCAUUCGAUUUACACCUACAGUUCCAUAUGGUUGCUACAACUCACAGAACGCUAAUAACGACUGCAAAUUAACAUUGGCUAUCACUGUACCCGUCAGUAAAAAUUGUACAGGUAUUUCAACAAGAAAAUGUACAAUCAGUAUAUCGGGGGACGAAGGUAUCGAGCAUGAUCUUCAAAUACAAGCCACUGAAGACGGCCAGUACGGCAUGCUGGAGAAGACAACAUAUAAAGUCAUUUUGAGAACGGCUAAUCUUAAAAACGAUACAUUUUGGAAUGGUUACGUCCUACCCGCUGUAACGGUUAUUGUUAAGCCAGAAAUUGAAACAUAUUGGAGAGGUAAAAGAUGCGAAGCCUUGAAUGAUCCGCAUAUGUAUACAUUUGAUGGCGUACAUUACGAGCAUCACGAAAGUUUCUCAGAUGAGUAUGUACUGUAUACCCACACAUCCUACCGAGCAAAGGUUCAUCAUAAAUUGGAACGUUGUAACUCGAACGCAAUGUGUAACUGUGGAAUUGCUGUGCAGGCUGGUAGAGAUAUUUACGUAAUAAGCACGUGCAAUAAUAUCAUGGAAAUCGGAUAUAAACAAUGUGAUGAUGGUGUUCUUCUUGUUAGACAAGAAACAGACUCUACGUAUACGAUUUAUUUACCAUAUGGAACAUACGUAAAAGCACGCCUCGACAAAUCUCCAUAUUUCAACUCAGUUGGAAGCAUGAUAGUUUCGGUGUCCUUGUAUCCUUCCGUUCACGAUCAGCAUGGCCGCAGUAAGGGGUUGUGCGGUUCACUUGAUAACAACCGCACAAAUGACUUUCAUGACCGCACCGGACAUAUCAAUUUUAAUAGAACUGAGUUUAUUCAAACUUGGAGAGUUUCAAAAGAAGAAAGCUUAUUCAACUUAAGCGCUAAAUCAACAGCCUCGUGGGUGCAUCCUGCUUGCACAUGUAGUGUAUCAAGUGGCCAAGUAACAACCAAGGAAAAAUGUCACCUAGGAGCAGAUAACACAUGUGCAAAAGGAAGAACGGUCGGGGAACAGACAUGCAAACUCGCUGAAAAGAUAUCUGUCGAGAGUACUGAGAAACAUACUGUUCCAGUUCUAGAUCUGAGCAAAGACGGCAAUCAUAAAGAUGGCGUAACUACCACGAAAGGACCCGAAGUGACUAACACGAAGCCCACAACAAAGAAGGAAGCACAGGUUUCACAGACAACAACAUCCAACCCUAGCAAACACUGGAAUCACAAUAAAGCUAAAACUUUUUGCACAACUUACAUGAAUAGUUCAAGGGCAUUCCGACUUUGUGCACGGGUUCCCCACACAGACACCGAGCGGGCUAUUGAAACAUGUACACAGGAUAUUGUUAUAACACAGACAACGGAGUGGCACAGGCUAUCACGACAGUCUAUGCAAGACUCGUGUAUAUCUGAAAUACAUAGAAACAAAACAGUCCGAGAAGAUUUAGAACGCCCAAGGCAAACGAUUUCCACAACAACGACACCUAGUGGUCAACCCAUUGGCCAAGUCACAACACCUCAUCCAACCGAUGAGUUCAAAGAUUCAAAUCUAAAUAUUAUUGAGAUCGUAGACGCGAUAGAAGAAAUUGCCUGUCCAAAUGAAUGUUCAGAUCAUGGCACAUGCAAAAACGGUACCUGUAAAUGUUAUGUUGGAUUUGGUGGUGAUGAUUGCUCAAUUGAUUUUAAAAAGCCGCCAUCUACUUCAAGUUUACUUCACGGAAGUACCUGCGAUGAGAAAGAAGCAAAAUGCACGCAUGUGUUUAUCUACGGAGGAUUUUUUGCAAGUGAAUCUGUGACUUGUCACAUCACAACGUUUGAGACUCAUGCCAAUAAAGAGGGUCGGCUGAACAUGGAUGCAUACACCAUACGAGGACAAGCACAAUCGUUAAUUGAAGUGAUUUGUUCUCUUGUGUCGCCUAUCAGAAGGAAACGAUCUCUUCCUGACACCCAAGAAGUAAAGUUGAUGUCUUGCUAUAGGGUUUCUGUGAGCAAUGAUGGCAUACAUCAUGGGACACCUCUUGAAAUGUGUGUUUACAAUUCAGAAUGUCAAACCUUUUCAAACAGCAGUAGCGGCAUGCUUACAGCCAACAUAAAGAAAGAAUAUUGCUUUAUUGAUGGACUCUGUGUACCUAAUCGAAAACAAAAGCCAUCCACAGAAAUGUACUGUCUACCAGAAAUUUCGCUUUAUAGUUGGUCAGCAUUGCCUACGUCAACACAGACAUCUAUAACAACAACAACAUCUGUUCUCGUUACUUAUCUCGUCAACUCCAAAUCAAAUUGGCAGACUCCAGUGAUCGUUGCUGUUGUAUGCAUUUGUACAAUCUGCGUAAUUGUCAGUCUUGUGGUCUGCAUACGAAAGCGAAAACGAAGAAAGACCGAGGACAAAAAGAAACAGAAGGGCGAACUGAAAGUAAAUUUCAAACACGAUGCAGACUUUGAUGAAGAGACGUAUGCCUAUAUAAACCCGACUGAUGUAAGCGACAAUGUACCUUACGAGAAAACCUCGAAACGGACCACUGCUGUUACCGACGACUAUUUGCGUUUAGACAAAUCAAAGCAAGAAAAGACCCAGUACGCAAAGUUAAAUGCGAGAAACAAUAGAGGAGGAGGGGAUGGACCAGUAUUGCCUGAAAGACCUAAUGACAAUGUUCGAGAUCCAUACGAGAAACUUCGUUCUACAAAUCAAAAGCAAGGGGUUUAUGACAAAAUUCAAAACGAAUACCGAUAUCGACACACUGAUACCAAUGGAAUGCACUCUGAUCCAUAUACGAGACUGAGUAACGAAACACACAUGGGAAACGAAUCUUUCCAGUUGGAAGGUAUUCAAGAGGAUUAUCUCAUUCCUACGGAAGUAAAUGACGAGAGAAAUAAAGAACCUCCAAGAAAAUUGUUUAUAGUACGGAAGAGAGAAGAGGAUAUCCCAGAGGGGUAUGAAAGGCCAGAUCCGCAAUUAUACAAACAAUACUAAUAGUAUGAAUGUGGGAUGAUAUAUACAUAUAUAUAUAUAUAUAUAGAGAGAGAGAGAGAGAGAGAGAGAGAGAGAUUGUAUAUAAUAUUCUUCACAUCAAUUAAUAUGCAGGAUCAUGUUUAAGGUAUGAAAACAAAAAUAAUCAUGUUUAUCAGGGUUUUUUUGGACGUUUGGACCUUUUAUGAACAGCAAAUAUACAGCAUCUUCUACUCUUUCUUGUUUACGCAGAUAUCAUUCUGCUGAUUUAUCACACACCAUGUUCUCUUAUGGCGCGGUUGACUUAGUUCUGUUGAUGUAAUUUAUCUAUUUAUGAAACUUUUAUUUCACCUUUCGUUUAAAUUCAUCACGAAAUAAUUAAUAGUAUUUUAAAACGUCUGUUACAUUGCAUGGUAUAGCGCAAAUAUCAGCAAAUUCAAUCUUUCACGCUAAUGGAAGUGCUGUUUCGAAAUGAGACAAAAAUGCAAGAAAUUCAAAUCAUCAUGAUCAUCUCAAGUCAUGCAAUAUAGCUCUGUAAAAACUAUAUAACAUCUGCUACAUCUCUGCCGUACAAGGCAAGAAGCUGUCAAUAUGUAUACAGUAACAUUUACGAUACAUAAGGUCGUGAAUUUUCAAUUAAUUUAUAACAUUUGAAUCAGCAGUUUUUCUACCCUCUCGAUUGCGAGAGCAAAAGAAUGUGCAGGGCAUAUAUGUUAAUUGAACGUCGUGCUAUGUUUGGGGCUUUUAUGUAAACAGUAAACAAACGCUACAGUCUGAUUCGAUUGCGCUAUAAUUUAACGUUCCUGUAUUUCCUUUUCUGCAUUUUCUGUAUACAAUAUAGGACAUUAAAGUGAAAAUUGAAAUAAAAUGUAAACCAUUU